Molecule: messenger RNA, 705 nt
Organism: Brassica oleracea var. oleracea
Lineage: Eukaryota; Viridiplantae; Streptophyta; Magnoliopsida; Brassicales; Brassicaceae
Product: calmodulin-like protein 4
Exons: 1
Coding region: 54-668 (204 amino acids)
Molecular function (GO): calcium ion binding
Source: RefSeq, a predicted model, not a curated record
AAACAUCGAAGCUUGGUUUCUUUGUUCUCUCUUCUUUAACAAAGUCAAGAGUUAUGGUGAGAGUUUUUCUUCUCUACAACCUCAUUAACUCAUUUCUUCUGUGUUUGGUUCCCAAGAAGCUUAGAGUUCUCUUCCCUCCUUCUUGGUACAUCGACGACAACAUCCCACCACCACUUUCAGAACCGGAACCAAAAUCUCAGACAAGAACAGACCCAGUGGAUCUGAAACAAGUGUUUCAGAUGUUCGACAAGAACGGAGACGGCCGCAUCACUAAGGAAGAGCUAAAUGAUUCCUUGGAGAACCUAGGAAUCUUCAUGCCAGACAAAGAUCUGAUCCAGAUGAUCCAUAAGAUGGAUGCAAAUGGAGAUGGUUGUGUAGACAUACACGAGUUUGAAUCUCUUUACGGUUCGAUUGUUGAAGAGAAAGAGGAAGAGGAUAUGAGAGAUGCGUUCCAUGUGUUUGAUCAAGACGGUGAUGGGUUUAUUAGCGUUGAGGAGUUAAAGUCUGUGAUGGCUUCCUUGGGACUCAAGCAAGGUAAAACCCUAGAGUGUUGUAAAGAGAUGAUUAUGCAAGUGGAUGAAGAUGGAGAUGGUAGAGUCAAUUACAAGGAGUUUCUUCAGAUGAUGAAAACUGGUGGAUUUAACAAUAGAUCAUCAUCAUCAAAUUAGAGCUGGUUUUGAUCUUUUUACUCCUAUGUAAAUAAUG